Egretta garzetta (little egret) is the source of this 2481-nucleotide messenger RNA. It is a transcript of the gene SUSD4, whose product is annotated as sushi domain containing 4. Bases 1 to 2481 code for a protein of 826 amino acids. Gene Ontology annotation, biological process: negative regulation of complement activation, classical pathway; signal transduction; negative regulation of complement activation, alternative pathway. NCBI's taxonomy places the organism in Eukaryota, Metazoa, Chordata, Aves, Pelecaniformes, Ardeidae. The record is from RefSeq and is a predicted model, not a curated record. The transcript has 16 exons.
AUGGAUUCAGCAACAAACCUGAUAACCUUCUACGGUGCCCGACCUGAUAACCUUCUAUGGGAGGCUCUCAGCGACAGCGAGCCGGUGCUGAGCACGGACGUGCGGCUGAGCCGGGGCCGCAAGAGGAGCGAGAGGCGCCUUCUCCUCCUCCAGGAGGAGCUGGUCAUUGCCAAGUUGCAUCGUGGCACCACCCUGCGCCCACAGCUCCGCCUGCCCCUGGACCAGCUGUGGGUGCUGAGCGGCGGGGAGGAGGAAGAGAAGGAGGAGGAGGAAGGCAGCCACAAGCACCAGACCUCCCUCAUCUUCGCCUGGCCCACCGGCUCUUGCAUUGCCACCUUUGGGGGGGGCGCUUCGGGCCGGCAGCUGCAGGAGCUCCUGGCUGGCCUGGAGUGUUCAGAGGCUCACGUGGAGCCCUUGGCAUUGCAGCACUUCCUCCAGAGCAUCCCUGCCAAGCUCCUCGUGACCCACCUCUAUGAGGACUGGAUGGCAGCCAUGCAGAAGAGUAGCAAGGAGGAGAAGAUUGCAGAGCUGAAAGCAGUGGCUGAGAAGUUGCCUGCGGCCAAUCUCCUCCUCCUAAAGCGGCUCCUCUCCCUCCUCCAUCACAUUGGCCACAAUUCAGCCACCAGCAGGAUGAGCUGCAGAAACCUGGCUAUCUGCGUUGGGCCCAACUUGCUGAGCCCACCCAGCAAGGAUCUGCUCCCACUGGAGCUGGAGGUGACUGAGAAGGUCAAUGCGCUGGUGGAGUUUCUGAUGGAGAAUGGCAGGGAACUCUUUGAGGAGGACACAAGUGGCCUUGCCAGCCUACCAGCUGAGGAGUCACCAGGUCCCACGGAGAGAUCUGGAAGCCUGUGUUUGGAAGAGCAAAGUGUCCCUGCCCUCACAGCAGGCACCGAGCGUCAGGCAGCAGCCUUGCUGCACGCACCCCCCUCCUUGCUCGGUGUCCUCAAAGAAGCUGGGGGAGAUACGGAGGUGGAGUCUGAAAGGGGAGAGGCCCCUCUAGCUUUGCCUCCAAGCACCCCCAAGACCGUGGCAGACUCCCUGGGGUGCCCAGAAGAACUGGUGAGGCUUUCUGAGCACAGCAGAGGCAUAGUAGUAGGCGGUUGUGUACUUUUCCCUGAUGCAGCUAGUAAGAAAGGACACAUAUUUCAAGGGUUUGAUGACCUACAUGCAUGUGCUGAUCCUGGAGCUCCUGAACAUGGAUACAAGACACCCAGUGCAGGUGUUUUCUUUGAAAGCGUGGUAGUCCGGUUUCAUUGCCAAGAAGGAUACAGGCUUAAUGGUACUUCAAAAAAACUGUGCGUGAGACACUUUAAUGGCUCCCUGAGCUGGAAACCAAGUGAUAAACCUGUGUGCCUACAAGAAGUCACAGAUUGCCUUGUUCCACAUGUUGAAGAUGCAGAGAUUCAUAACAAGACAUACAGGACUGGCGAUAAGUUAAUAAUCAGCUGUCAUGAAGGAUUCCAGAUCCGUUACCCUGACUUAGACAACAUGGUUUCAAUCUGUCAAGACGAUGGAACAUGGGAUAAUCUGCCCAUUUGUCAAGGUUGCCUGAGGCCAUUGGUUCUUCCUCAUAGUUACAUUAACAUAUCUGAGUUCGAGUCCUCCUUCCCCGUAGGAACAGUGGUGUAUUAUCAAUGCUUUCCUGGAUAUAAACUAGAAGGGACAGAGUUCCUUGAGUGCAUGUAUAACCUUAUCUGGUCAGAUAGCCCACCUAGGUGCCUUGAUGUGGAAGUUUGUCCACUACCUCCCAUGGUGAGUCAUGGAGACUACAUCUGCCACCCGCGGCCUUGCGAGCGUUACAACCACGGGACGGUCGUGGAGUUUUACUGUGAUCCUGGUUAUACCCUCACCAAUGACUACAAGUACAUAACCUGCCAGUACGGAGAGUGGUUCCCCUCCUACCAAGUAUACUGUGUUAAAACAGAACAAACCUGGCCAAAUACACAGGAAACCCUCCUGACAACAUGGAAAAUAGUGGCAUUUACUGCUACCAGCGUUUUAUUAGUACUGCUGCUGGUUAUUUUAGCCAGGAUGUUCCAGACCAAAUUUAAGACACAUUUCCUUCCAAGAGGCAACCAGGAGGGCUCCAUGGGUGACCCCGACUUUGUGGUGGUGGAUGGCGUUCCUGUCAUGCUGCCUUCCUAUGAUGAAGCUGUAAACAGCGGCUUGAAUGCUCUAGCACCCGGAUAUUCAGCUACUACAGACCAGGGACAUAGUUUGCAGACAGAAGAUCAGAAUCCUCCAGCUUACCCCGGCCCCAGGAUUACAGACACGCUGCCUAGCGAAUUUGAGACCUGUGACAGUAGGUCAGGCUCCUCUGAACUGCUCCAAAGUUUGUACCCAUCCCCGGCAUGCCAAGCAGCAGCGCUUCCCGGUUCAGAUCGAACUGACAUGUCCUGUAGCACUGCUGGGGAGGCUGCAUCCACGAGUCCGCGGAUCGAUAUUGCAGAUGAGAUUCCUUUGAUGGAAGAAGACCCUUAG